Drosophila serrata is the source of this 1795-nucleotide messenger RNA. RefSeq names its product plasma membrane ascorbate-dependent reductase CYBRD1. NCBI's taxonomy places the organism in Eukaryota, Metazoa, Arthropoda, Insecta, Diptera, Drosophilidae. The record is from RefSeq and is a predicted model, not a curated record. Gene Ontology annotation, molecular function: oxidoreductase activity.
CCGUUUGUUUCCAGAUGAGUAAACAGUAAAAACAAAGCAAUGCGGCUAAACAGAUCGAAUUACACAGCCCUUUGAUAGUGAAAGUCUGACCUUGAAUUUAAAUGCUUAUACUUAAUUAAGUGACAACAAAUACGCUAAAUAUGAAUGGAAGCAGAUGAUCGGAUGUUGACGUUGUAAAAUUCGCGUUGCCCCCUUUUUUUUUCUUGCCAAAAUAUAUGUGAUCUCUUUGUGUUCGUGCGGUUUUUGUUCUUGUCUGUUUUUUUUUAGCCGCGUGUCUUAUUGGACAUCCCAAAUUACUGUAUAUUAAUUAAAUAUACAAACUUCAUGUCUAAGGACUCGGACGUAGAGCAGGCGGUAAAGGAAAUCAAAGUGGAGCCCGCUAUGACGCAGGAAUCACCUGCAGCGCCGGCGGCAGCUCCUGCCACAGUCUCCACCGCUACCACGGUGAUCGCUGUGACCAAUGGAGAAAAGCCAAUGGAAGUGACACCUGCAGCAGCAACAUCAGCAAUACCAGCAGCAGCAGCAGCAGCAGCGACAGCAACAGCAGAACAAGUGCAACCAGCAACAACUAUUGGAGGCAUUGAAUUGGCAGCAACGGCAACAGGCAACGGAAAGGCCAACAUGGACCCGGCGCUGAUCAACUUUAAGGUGCUCUAUGUGCUCACCCAGCUGUGCGGUUUGACGAUGAUCGUCCUGGUGGGCACUUGGAUUGGACAGCAUUUUGGCGGCCUGGGCGGAACCGCCAAUCCUAAGCUGGAGUUCAACUGGCAUCCGCUGUUCAUGACCAUUGGUUUUAUCUACUUGUAUGGCAACUCUAUACUGAUCUACCGCGGCUUCCGCACCACGCGCAAGAAGACACUGAAGCUCACCCACGCCGGCAUCCACAUGGCCGCCUUCAUUCUCACGGUGAUUGCCCUGAAGACGGUCUUCGAUUCGCACAACCUGGCCAGUCCGCCCAUUCCCAAUAUGUAUUCGCUGCACUCGUGGCUGGGCCUCUCCGCGGUGAUCGUCUUCUCGCUACAGUAUGUUGCCGGCUUUGUGGCUUUCCUGGCCCCUGGUCUGCGGGAGAACUACCGGAUUGCGAUGAUGCCGUUGCACAUCUAUUUUGGUCUCUUUGGAUUUGUUCUGGCCAUUGCCAGCGCCCUGAUGGGUCUCACCGAGAAGGCCAUAUUUGCCAUCACCAAUCCCCCGUAUUCCACACUGCCGCCUGCUGGUGUCCUAGCCAACGUAAUUGGCGUUCUGUACGUGGUCUUUGGAGCCUUGGUCGUUUACCUGGCCACGGAACCCUCGUACAAACGCAAGCCCAUACCCGAGGAUACGGCUCUGCUGAACUCUAGCCCCGCCAAUGAGUAAGGAUCAUGCGACCAGACCCCAAAACCAGCUGCUUUGCGUACAUAAGCUGACGAAACUGUGCACAAAACCAAACCAAACCGAAACCUGAUUACACGAAUGGUGCUUUUUGUUGAGGAAGGAAGAUGGAGGUGGAAAUACGUGCUGUUUGUAAUUGUCGAGAUGCAUGUUUAAUCCGUUGCAUAUAUAUAACUUAAUGACUAUGUAUGAUUCUGAAUUAUCCACAUACGUAUACUUGGAUCACCAGUUGUUCAAAGUUGCAUAUAUAUAACUUAAUGACUAUGUAUGAUUCUGAAUUAUCCACAUACGUAUACUUGGAUCACCAGUUGUGCAAAGAUUUCAGCGAGUGCUCAAAUCUAACUUACUUAACCUCAUGCAGAACAUUUGCUUUAAACUGUAUCUAUGUUAUGUGUGUUAUGUCUAAAUAAAUAAAUCAAUAUUGAUA